AUGGCCGGUCUGCUUUCGAUACUCGGGGCCCUGUGGACUGUAUACCUCGUUGCACUGGGCAUUUUCAGACUCUACUUCAGCCCGUUGGCCAAAUUUCCAGGGCCAAAACUAGCAGCGCUGACUCUAUGGUACGAAUUCUACUACGACGUCGUCCGUCGCGGGCGGUACGUCUUCCACAUUCGCCAUCUCCAUGAAAAGUACGGACCCAUCAUUCGUAUCAAUCCCUACGAACUGCAUAUAGCGGAUCCCGACUACUACGACACUUUGUAUGCUUCAACGUCAAGUGGCGAGAAACGCGAUAGAUGGAGUUGGUUUACAAAACAGUUUGGUACGCCAGAGUCCAUGUUCUCAACGACCGGGCACGACCAACAUCGUGUACGCAGGGCUGCAUUGAAUCGCUUCUUUUCAACAGCAAGCGUGAGACGGCUGCAACCACUGCUCAAUGAGCGCGCUCAGAGUUUGAUCGGCCGGUUCCGCAAAGCUCAAGCCUCGAAGAAUCCAAUUCCUCUGGAAUAUGCACUGGCUGCGUUUACGAAUGACAUUGUCAGGGAGUACUCGUACGGUCAGUCGGAUCACUAUCUGGACAAGGACGAUUGGGGAUCCGAAUACUAUGAUGCCGCCGUUACCAUAGCCAAAUCCGGAAACUUGAUGAAGCAGAUGAUGUUUAUUUUCCACUUCAUCAGCAGCCUUCCACCGUGGCUGCAAGCGAAAUUAUCACCCGCAUUAGCGUCGUCGCUUCGAUUCUACACGCUUGUCGAGAAUAUCAUUACUGGUAUCAAGUCUCAGUCAGGAUCAGGAUCCACCUAUGAGCAUCUCGGCCAUCCGACUUUGUUCCAUGAGAUCCUCAAAAGCAAUUUGCCCGAGUCUGACAAAAGCGUAUCACGGCUGAAAGACGAGGCGCUUAUCGUGGUUGGUGCCGGCACUCUAAGUACCUCAUGGGCGCUAUGCGUUGCGAUAUACUACCUGCUUGUCUCGCCUAAUUUACUCUCAAAACUUAAACAGGAAUUGAAAGCGGCCAUUCCAGACCGAAACCAGCCAAUCCCACUAGCGCAGCUAGAGCAGCUGCCCUAUCUCAAAGCAACAGUUCAGGAGGCCCUCCGGAUGAGCAAUGGAGUGGCAACACGUCUGCAGAGAAUAUCUCCAGACAAGCAUCUUAUUUUCCCCGAUUCGUCAGGCAAGACCUGGAUCAUCCCACCAGGGACACCAGUCGGUAUGACCAGUGUUCUGCUCCAUCAUGAUGAGUCCAUUUUUCCCAAGUCCAACGAGUUUCGGCCCGAACGAUGGAUUGAAAACAAGUGGCUAGAUAGGUAUCUUGUCGCAUUCUCCAAGGGAAGUAGGCAAUGUCUUGGUAUGAACUUGGCAUAUGCUGAGUUGUAUAUCUGCCUGUCGAGCAUCUUUAGUCGUUUCGGAUCGGCAAAUACAGAUGCUGUCCAGGGUGUGAGGGAUGAGGGUGACGAGGGAGUGCUAGAGCUCUACCAGACCACAAUCAAGAACGUGGAAAUGGCUUCGGAUUGCUUUAUUCCAAUGAGAAAAGAAGGCACCCAAGGAAUUCAUAUUUGCGUACGGAAUUAG
Talaromyces atroroseus is the source of this 1572-nucleotide messenger RNA. RefSeq lists its product as hypothetical. Lineage: Eukaryota; Fungi; Ascomycota; Eurotiomycetes; Eurotiales; Trichocomaceae. The record is from RefSeq and is a predicted model, not a curated record. Gene Ontology annotation, molecular function: heme binding; monooxygenase activity; oxidoreductase activity, acting on paired donors, with incorporation or reduction of molecular oxygen. The transcript is spliced from 4 exons. Bases 1 to 1572 code for a protein of 523 amino acids.